Molecule: messenger RNA, 261 nt
Organism: Staurois parvus
Lineage: Eukaryota; Metazoa; Chordata; Amphibia; Anura; Ranidae
Source: the annotation of a GenBank genome assembly
AUGACGGACAGAUACACCAUUCACAGCCAGCUAGAGCAUCUGCAGUCUAAAUACAUUGGUACGGGCCAUGCGGACACCACCAAGUGGGAAUGGCUGGUCAACCAGCACAGGGACUCCUACUGCUCCUACAUGGGCCACUUCGACCUGUUGAACUACUUUGCAGUGGCGGAGAAUGAAAGCAAAGCCAGAGUGCGCUUCAACCUGAUGGAGAAGAUGCUGCAGCCGUGCGGGCCGCCCGUGGACAAACCGGAUGAGUCCUGA